Molecule: messenger RNA, 329 nt
Organism: Diuraphis noxia (Russian wheat aphid)
Lineage: Eukaryota; Metazoa; Arthropoda; Insecta; Hemiptera; Aphididae
Product: reactive oxygen species modulator 1
Biological process (GO): protein insertion into mitochondrial inner membrane; protein import into mitochondrial matrix
Cellular component (GO): TIM23 mitochondrial import inner membrane translocase complex
Source: RefSeq, a predicted model, not a curated record
AUGCCUGUGCCAAGUGGAAGUUUGUACGGAGGUCAAGGUAAACCAUCAUGUUACGAUAGAGUAUCCACUUCAUUUAUGAUGGGAGCUACAAUCGGAAUAACUAUUGGAAUUCUGUUCGGUGGUUUAGGAGGCUUGAGGUCAGGGUACAGGGGCCGAGAGCUUGUUGGCAGUAUGGGGAAAACGAUGCUGCAGAGUGGCGGAACAUUUGGCACGUUUAUGGGUGUUGGUGCUGCCCUUAGAUGUUGAUUAAUUACUGUUUAUUUAUUAUUAGAUACAUUUUUUUUUUAAAUUUUUAUUUGUGUAAAACUUAAUUUCUGAUACAAACUAUA